AAGGAGGAUGUGCCCAGGAGCUCUUGGAGGACAGCUGUGAACCAGAGAACCUGUGGUGGGGCAGUGGAUGCACAUGGUGACAUUCACUGCCUGAGAACACGGACGAGACACAGCAAUUGAUCUAAAGACCAUGAGGACUUUGGCCUGAAGUUUGCGAUGUCCCAGCCCAGUCAGAGCCCACGCUGGAGCCACCUGCCGAUUCAUCCAGCGAGCUGGGWCAGACGUCCAGGGCACACACGCUGCUUGACACACACCGAUGGGUUUGACACAAUUUUUAUCAAUAAUGAGUGGCAAAAUUCUGAAAGUGGGAGGAUAUUCCCAGUAUAUAACCCAGCAACGGGAGAACAGAUCUGUGAGAUCCAGGAGGCCGACAAGGUCGACACAGAUAAAGCAGUGAGAGCCGCUCGCCUGGCUUUUUCCCUCGGGUCGGUGUGGAGGAGGAUGGAUGCCUCGGAGAGAGGCCAUCUUUUGGAUAAGUUAGCAGACCUAGUCGAGAGAGACAGGGCAAUUCUUGCUACUAUGGAAUCAUUGAACAGUGGCAAACCUUUCCUGCAAGCCUUUUAUGUAGAUCUUCAAGGAGUAAUAAAAACUCUGAGAUACUAUGCUGGUUGGGCAGACAAAAUCCAUGGAAUGACCAUCCCUGUAGAUGGAGAUUAUUUUACGUUUACAAGACAUGAACCCAUUGGAGUGUGUGGACAGAUCAUCCCUUGGAACUUCCCCCUGCUGAUGUUUGCAUGGAAGAUUGCUCCAGCUCUGUGCUGUGGCAAUACAGUAGUUAUUAAACCAGCAGAACAAACACCACUCAGUGCUCUCUAUAUGGGAGCCCUCAUCAAGGAGGCUGGCUUUCCACCAGGAGUUGUCAAUAUUUUGCCAGGCUUUGGUCCAGUUGUUGGUACAGCAAUUGCAUCUCAUGUUGGCAUUGAUAAAAUUGCUUUCACCGGAUCCACUGAGGUUGGAAAGCUGAUCCAAGAAGCAGCUGGAAGGAGUAAUUUGAAGAGAGUUACACUGGAGCUGGGUGGGAAAAGCCCAAACAUCAUUUUUGCAGAUGCUGAUUUGGACUAUGCUGUGGAACAAGCUCACCAGGGUGUCUUCUUCAAUCAAGGUCAAUGCUGCACUGCAGGCUCCCGAAUAUAUGUGGAAGAAUCAAUCUAUGAGGAGUUUGUUCAAAGAAGUGUAGAACGUGCAAAAAGGAGAGUAGUAGGAAGUCCUUUUGACCCAACUACAGAACAAGGUCCACAGAUUGAUAAAAAACAAUACAACAAAAUCUUGGAACUGAUUCAAAGUGGUAUUACUGAAGGAGCAAAACUUGAAUGCGGGGGUAAAGGGCUAGGAAGAAAAGGCUUCUUUAUUGAACCUACAGUAUUUUCCAACGUAACAGAUGACAUGCGGAUUGCGAAGGAAGAGAUUUUUGGGCCUGUUCAAGAAAUACUGAGAUUUAAAACCAUGGAUGAAGUAAUAGAAAGAGCCAACAAUUCUGAUUUUGGGCUGGUAGCUGCUGUCUUUACAAAUGACAUAAACAAGGCUCUGACAGUCUCUUCAGCAAUGCAGGCUGGGACAGUCUGGAUAAAUUGCUACAAUGCCUUAAAUGCUCAAAGUCCUUUUGGAGGAUUCAAAAUGUCUGGCAAUGGGAGAGAGAUGGGUGAAUGUGGAUUGAGAGAAUAUUCUGAAGUGAAAACUGUGACAAUAAAGAUUCCUCAGAAGAAUUCGUAAGAUGAAGAAAGAUAAGGUUGUGCGGAAGAGCACAUGAUGCCACCCUCUCUAUUCCUUAUGGGGACCAGCACUCAGGAAUAAAAAGUGUUACACAAUAUAUAUUUAAAAAAAUAAGUUGCAACAUAUAUACAGGCACAUAAUCACAUAAGUAAUGCAAACCAACUCUGCAUGUUUUCGUAAAAAUCUUCUUUACAUCUUUAGUAACCAAAACGUACAGAUAAGAGAUAAAGUUGCUAUUGGGCAUCAUUUAAUAACAGUUCUACCUAGAAAACUGUUAAAUGCAAAUGCAUGCACAUGCACACUUAUCUCUCCGUUAGAUGAACAGAAUUAGUCUUACAGCUUUCAAAGCUGCCUUUUCAAGGACUGCCUAGUUGCUGACAUUCUUU
Nothoprocta perdicaria is the source of this 2096-nucleotide messenger RNA. RefSeq names its product aldehyde dehydrogenase 1 family member A2 (gene ALDH1A2). The transcript is spliced from 14 exons. The record is from RefSeq and is a predicted model, not a curated record. Gene Ontology annotation, molecular function: aldehyde dehydrogenase (NAD+) activity. Bases 157 to 1710 code for a protein of 517 amino acids. Lineage: Eukaryota; Metazoa; Chordata; Aves; Tinamiformes; Tinamidae.